AUGUCCACGCCCCAAACCUUCCCCCUCUUCCCCCACCUCCCCUCCGAACUCCGCAUCCAGAUCUUCCUCCUAGCCCACCACACCACCCCACCCCGUCUCCUCCCCUUCCACCUCCUAAAACCAGACCUGGACUACCUCCGUCCUUUGCGCAAACCAUGUAACAACCACGCGCAUAUCACAUUCUCGCGUCUCCCUAUCCCGCCAUUACUCCAUGUCUGUCGGCUAUCUCGAGAGGUAGCGCUACAGCACUACACAGCUGGGUUCCAUAAUGGAGAGGGUGGGAGGAUGUUAGUGCUAGGAAGGGAAGAUAGAGAUGUCGAGACGUUCACGACUUGUUCGCAUGAGGUUGGCAGUCAUGAGAAUGGGAAUGGCGAUGGGUUAUUCUGGGAGCGAGGGAGGGAUGUAUGGUUUCUGAACGAGGCGGAGGGGCCAUCUAUCUUGAAUGAUGCGAAGACGGCUUGUAUCUGGGGCGGUCAAACGGGGAUUAAAUUUGGCCGCGUGGGAACUUUGUGUAUGCGCAUCGAGACGUUGAAUAGUCUCGGUCUAGGGGCGGGGAUCAUGUGGGAGAGUGUCGAGUGUUUGUGGGUGCUUGAUGAGGAUUUUGCGGAUAAUGAUUGGAGGCAGUUCGCGCUGCAGAAGGGGAAUAAGGUUACUAGGAUUGUGAAGAAUUCCGGGCUGAGGAACGCGGUGGGGGGAGAGGUGGAUGUGGAAUUCUUGAGGCCGAAGACGGUGGGUGAGGAGGAGGAGGAGUGGGAGUUGGGGAUGCAGGAGGUGUGGAUUGAUGGGGAAGAGGUUCUGGGGAACAUGAGACUUUUGAGGAAGCGGAUUGGAAGUUAG
This is a messenger RNA of Hymenoscyphus albidus, 837 nucleotides long. The record is from the annotation of a GenBank genome assembly. NCBI's taxonomy places the organism in Eukaryota, Fungi, Ascomycota, Leotiomycetes, Helotiales, Helotiaceae.